GGUCUCCAGAGCAGCCAAUCAGCAGCCCCGCGGCUCCCGUUCCAAAGCCCUCACCCACCCGCCAGGACUCCGUCUCCCCAGCCCGGGUGGGGGCGCGUCCUGGGGGAUGGGGGGCGCAGCCCUCCUGCUCCUGCUCGCGGGGGCCGCGGCCCCGAGGGAGACCCGGGCGGGCCCCCACUCCAUGAGGUAUUUCUCCACCGCGAUGUCCCGGCCCGGCCUCGGGGAGCCCCGGUACAUCAUCGUGGGCUACGUGGACGACACGCAGUUCGGGCGGUUCGACAGCGACUCCCCGGGCCAGAGCGCGGAGCCCCGGGCGCCCUGGGCGGAGCAGGUGGAGCAGAAGGAGCAGGAGGAGUGGGACCAGGACACGCGGAACCUAAGGGAGCGCGCACAGUGGUACCGAGCGCGACUGGACGCCCUGCGCGCCCUCUACAACCAGAGCGAGACCGGCUCUCACACCUUCCAGGGGAUGUCUGGCUGCGACAUGGGGCCCGACGGGCGCCUCCUCCGCGCAUACAGUCAGUUCGCCUACGAUGGCGCAGAUCACCUGGCCCUGAACGGGGACCUGCGCUCCUGGACUGCAGCGGACACGGCCGCUCAGAUCACCCGGCGCCAGUGGGAGGCCCUGGGUGAGGCAGAGAGAUUCAGGAACUAUUUGGAGGGCAGGUGCUUGAGGUGGCUGCGCAGAUUCCUGGAGUCCGGGAAGGAGACUCUGCAGCGCACGGAUCCCCCAAAGACACACAUGACCCACCAUCCCUCCACUGACCAUGAGGUCACCCUGAGGUGCUGGGCCCUGAACUUCUACCCAGCGGACAUCACCCUGACCUGGCAGCGAGAUGGGGAGGACCUGACCCAGGAGAUGGAGCUGGUGGAGACCAGGCCUGGGGGAGAUGGAACCUUCCAGAAGUGGGCGGCUGUGUUGGUGCCUUCUGGAGAGGAGCAGAGAUACACGUGCCACGUGCAUCAUGAAGGCCUGCUGGAGCCCCAAGUCCUGAGAUGGGCGUCCCCUCAGACCUCCAUCCUCACCGCGGGCAUCAUUGCUGGCCUAGUUCUCCUUGGAGCUGUGCUCACUGGAGCUGCGGUGGCUGCAGCUGUGAUGUGGAGGAAGAAGCGCUCAGGAGGACAAGGAGGAAUCUACACUCAGGCUGCAGCUUCUCAUCCCUGCUCAGCCCCACCUUUCCUUGGGCCAGGCGGUAACCUGGAACCUUGCUGCAGGAAGCCUUGUUGCCCCAACCAGAUAAGACACUGGCAAGCAGAGAAGCGAAAGGGCCUCACACCGUGGGGCCGAAGAAUCCUUGUGCCUCACACCGUGGGGCUGAAGAUCUAAUAUACCUUUAUUUUUGUUCUUGGUCAUAAAAAGAGAAAAAAUUAUCAGAAAGUUCAUUAGGCACUACAUUAUAUGCAUCAGUAUACUGCAAAUAAAUGGCAUGGAAAAUUAUCUGUUUAGAAAUUAGUUAUUAAACAAUUUGGCCCACUUGACAAUGGGAGACAAUUUACAUUCCUGACAAGCAAUCCAACACAACUAUUAUAGUAAGUCCUCCUUUUGCUUUUUUAGAAGUUUCUUAGGAAAGUUUUUCAAUGAAGUUAACUGUGUGAAGAAGUUUCUAGGUAGAAAAAGUUCUGAUAGCUGAGAAGCAGCUGGUCUCUGGCUGAAGGCCAUAUGAAUAGAAGAAUCUUUGGAUGCUUAAGCUUUAGCUGAUAGGGAUGUACUGGUGGCUAUCAACUGUCUUAGGUAAUUGUCUAGCUGAAAUAAUAAGUUUUAGUGUAAGGUUUAGUUUUUUAUCUAUUAACCUUGAAGGCUACCAUCUAGCUGGGACCCAUAGGAGCCUGUAGUCCAUGGGAAUAGAAUACCCUAAUUGUUUCUGCUUUGCACAUGAUUAGGUAAUUUUUCUGAUUACUAAAAAUGAAUAAAGACCUGCUGAGUCUCUUGGCAGAAGAGAUCUGCACCCCAUCCAGUAUCAGUGUCUCCUCAAUCCCCUUCCCUUCAGCCCCUAACGUGUCUCCUAGGCCGUCUCAUCCUUUCAGGAACCCCUGACACAACAUUUUGCCGGAGGCUGGUCCCUGGCAGAACCUCUCUUUUCUGUGGAUAGCACAUUGGUCUUGCACCUGUAGAAAAAAAAAAAAAAAUGAAGGUCCUCAAAAUAGUCCUGUCACAUGGUCAAGCAUCCCAUUCCUUGGUAUUUUUCCAAAGAAGGUGAAAACACUAAUUCCAAGGAAUAUGCACCUCCUAUGGUCACUGCAGUGCUGUCUACCAUAACCAAGUAAUGAAGACAACCUAAGUGCCCAACGGCAGAUGAGGGGAUAAAGAACACAAGCUUUAUACACAAUGGAAUACUACUCGGCUGUGAAAAAGAUGAAAUAUUGGAUUUGCAACAACAUGGAUAGAUAUUGGAUGAUUUCAUAUUUGCAAUAUAAAGAAACAAGGCAGGGACAGAUGAAAUUAAACCAAAACAUCCUCUAUAUAUAUGACUGCAGAAUUGAAGCUAUGGGCUGGGGGUAAGAGUAGGAAACAAAGUAAGAAUGGACUAUGGUUAAGACUGUGGGUGCCCUUAGGGUGGGUGUGAUGUGGUAACAAACAUCUGAAGAGGUGCCUCUGAACACAUGCAGUGUUGUAAACCAAUGCUAACCUAAGGUGAAUAAUACAUUGAAGGUAAAAAGAAAAAAAAAUAAAUUGUCUCCUCCAUCAGUCACCGACCUCAGGACU
Messenger RNA from Talpa occidentalis (Iberian mole), 2704 nucleotides. Its product is annotated as HLA class I histocompatibility antigen, A alpha chain-like. Bases 107 to 1327 code for a protein of 406 amino acids. Gene Ontology annotation, cellular component: external side of plasma membrane. Lineage: Eukaryota; Metazoa; Chordata; Mammalia; Eulipotyphla; Talpidae. The record is from RefSeq and is a predicted model, not a curated record. Gene Ontology annotation, biological process: antigen processing and presentation of endogenous peptide antigen via MHC class Ib; immune response; positive regulation of T cell mediated cytotoxicity. The transcript is spliced from 7 exons. Gene Ontology annotation, molecular function: peptide antigen binding; signaling receptor binding.